AUGGACGAAUCUCUCGAAAUCCUCGAGACGUCGCCCGAUGCGCUUCCAUCUGAUAGAAAUCUCAUUCAAUGGGUGAAGCUGGCGCACCUUGGCGAAGAAAUUCUUUUCCAGUUUUCAAUGGAUGACCCCGCUACCAAUGUAGAUAUAACGGAUCCCAAAAACCAAUAUGCGUUAAAGGGGUUCGAAAGGCGUUUGGCAGAAUGGCGAAAGGAGGUGCCUCCCGAGUGCUACUCUCCCCUAAUGCGCCACUAUGAGCUCGUUCUCAACAUCUAUAUGCAUGAAAUCGGCAUGCACGCCGACCACAACAUCGACGAUUUCAAACCGCCCUUUAUAAAUAGUCUUACCUCCGACAAUCCGGUCAACCUUGGCUCUCCCGCGCACGUUGACGCUCUAACUGUCUGCCUCACUUCCAUCUAUGAGGCAAUAGACACGUUUACCUCCCUCGAUUAUACGACUAUCCAAUCUAGCCCCACCAUCCACUUUGUUCGUACAUCAUACGCCUGCGUCGCUCUCAUCAAACUAUAUACCGCCGCAUCGUACCCCGCCACUCGACUGGGCCAGGUAUUCAAUCCUACAGACUUUAAGAUUGAAUACUACCUCACCAAGCUCAUUGCCCAUUUGAAGGGUUCGGGGGAGCGCAUGUCAGGACGGGUGCCAUCUAGAUUCUCGCUAAUGUUGGGAAUAUUAAAGACGUGGUUUCUCAAGAGGAAAGAAGGGAAACCAGUGAGCACUGGUAGCGGUCCGUGGAGCUUUUUUCAGCCGAAGGAUAUUCGGACGUAUAUCGCACCGGAGCCGCGCGCAUCGGAGUCGGAGAGCGCGGGACAAGCGCAGGCUACUUGUAACCCGGAAUCAACGCCUUUACACCUCCAAAAUCAUGCAGCCAUGGGUCGUCCAGAGACCCAACAAUCACACCACCACCAGUCGAGCCUCUCCCCUCAGAACGUUCGCACUGAUACGCACACCACUACUCUCCCGAUCCACCCUUCCACAACCAACACUUCCAACAUUGCCACUAACACAAUCCCUGCGAAUGAACAUUGGACCCCGUUCGGUCCCUCACCAGGCAUGGGCAUUUUCCCCACCACCACAGUGCCUAACCAACCCUUAUCAUCGCAGUAUCUACCGCAGCACCCGACCCAGGCCUUCGUCACCGCCGACUCAGGGGGACUGGUAAAUCCACAACAGCCAGAGCUGGAUCCACAGCAGGCCUUCAUGCUAACCCAAGAUAUGCAGCUCAUGUUCCAGCAAGAUGAACUUGCUGGGUUGGGAAAUAUGUGGGAUGACAUUUUUUUUCCAUUCCCCUUGGACGAGACCGGCCAGCCGCUGUGA
Molecule: messenger RNA, 1329 nt
Organism: Blastomyces gilchristii SLH14081
Lineage: Eukaryota; Fungi; Ascomycota; Eurotiomycetes; Onygenales; Ajellomycetaceae
Exons: 3
Coding region: 1-1329 (442 amino acids)
Biological process (GO): regulation of DNA-templated transcription
Cellular component (GO): nucleus
Molecular function (GO): transcription cis-regulatory region binding; DNA-binding transcription factor activity, RNA polymerase II-specific
Source: RefSeq, a predicted model, not a curated record